This is a messenger RNA of Pelobates fuscus (common spadefoot toad), 862 nucleotides long. RefSeq names its product atonal bHLH transcription factor 1 (gene ATOH1). Gene Ontology annotation, biological process: axon development; sensory organ development; positive regulation of transcription by RNA polymerase II. Gene Ontology annotation, cellular component: nucleus. The record is from RefSeq and is a predicted model, not a curated record. The coding region runs from base 82 to 801 and encodes 239 amino acids. Gene Ontology annotation, molecular function: E-box binding; protein dimerization activity; DNA-binding transcription factor activity, RNA polymerase II-specific. The transcript has a single exon. Lineage: Eukaryota; Metazoa; Chordata; Amphibia; Anura; Pelobatidae.
GCCUCACACCCAGCAUCAUCAGCUGCUCCCUGACCCUGCAUCGCCAUCCCGGGAGCCCUCGCUCAGUGAGCCCCGCUCUCCAUGUCCCGGCUGCUGCAGAGCUCUGACUGGUGCGAUAUGAAGGACUCCGAGCCCGGGCUGCUGGCCAGGGACUACCUGCUGGACUGCACGGACCCCCGAGCCUGGCUGUCCGCCCCCUCCCUGCACGGCCCCCCGGACUGCCUGCUGCACGCCCCGGGCCGGGCGCACUCCAUGCGGGAGCUGUGCAAGCUGAAGGCUCUGCAGGGGGAGAUGGAGGAGGACGAGGACCUGGACGAGGAGGAGGAGGACGCGGAGUCUGAGUGCCGGCAGCGCGCCCCCUCCGGUAAGGGCACUCACGGGGUGCAGAAGCAGCGGCGGCUGGCGGCCAAUGCCCGGGAGCGGCGCCGGAUGCACGGCCUGAACCACGCGUUCGACCAGCUGCGGAACGUCAUCCCGUCCUUCAACAACGACAAGAAGCUGUCCAAGUACGAGACCCUGCAGAUGGCCCAGAUCUACAUCAAUGCCCUGUCCGACCUGCUGCAGGUCCCCCCCGAGCACCCCCUGCCCGGCCCGCCUGGCCCAACCUACCCCCUGCACCCCGCCGCCGGGGACUUCUCAUACCCCUACCAGCAGGGGGCGCACCCCAAAGCCCCAUCCCCGGCCUCAACCGGGAGCAGGGAGUCCCCGGCACAGGACAGCAAGACCUCCCCCAGCUCGCACCGCAGUGACGGAGAGUUCUCCCCACACUCACACUACAGCGACUCGGACGAGGCCAGCUAGUCAGCAGCCAGGAGAGCCCGGCUGGCAUGGACUCAGUACUUACCUGGCACUGGGCACUUAC